AUGAGCAGUGAAUGUUUGUUACCUUAUUACACAGCCCAAAGUUACCGUUCAAUGGGCGUGUUCAACACCUCCAUGGGAGAUCUGCAGCGACAACUGAACAAGGGAGGAGAGUAUGAUAUUUUCAAGUACGCACCAAUGUUUGAGAGUGAUUUUAUCCAGAUCAGCAAAAAAGGAGAGGUGAUUGAUGUACACAACCGUGUCCGAAUGGUGACUGUGGGCAUUGCAUCCACCAGCCCCGUCCUUCCAUUACCUGACGUCAUGCUGCUGGCCCGACCAACUAAAGUCUGUGAGGAGCAUGCCAGACCCGCCCGGCCCACCAGGAGGAGAGGUCACAAGGCCACAAAGACCCUAGAGCUCACCAGGCUGCUUCCCUUGAAGUUUGUCAAGAUCUCCAUCCAUGAUCGUGAGAAACAGCAGCUGCGCCUAAAGCUUGCCACUGGCCGUACUUUUUAUCUGCAGCUGUGUCCCUCUUCAGAUGCACGAGAAGACCUCUUCUGCUAUUGGGAAAAACUUGUCUACCUCCUGAGACCACCAGUGGAGAGUUUCAGCAGUACGCCGACACUCCAAACUACAGAUGCAGUGACCACAGAUGAUGACAAAUGCCUAGUGACCACAGAGCACCACGGAGAAGGAGACCAGGAUGAGUUUAGACUUCACAAGCUUCGUGACGUGUCUGGAGCCAGCUCUUCUGCUUAUGUUGGAGGAGAGGGAAUCCCUCAUGCCCCUCAAAGAAUGACCAGGUCACCUAUAGACAUGAAAACUCCAGGGACGGCCAAAGGGGCAGCCACAAGCGUGGCAAUAGCAGGGACAGCAACAAGCCCUGCAGCAGGCGCUGUGAGCCUAGCAGCAACCAAGAGUGGAGGUACAGGCCAGGUAAACACGGCCCUGGCAGGAGCCGCCACCAAGGGUCCAGGAGAAAGUGGAUCUAGCAAGGCCAUUGCAGGUGCUGCCAACAUAUCUUCAGAGAGUACGAAUGUGGUCUUGGUGGGUGCUGCAAGUACAUCUUCGCCAGGUACUUCCACUGGAACGACGGGGGCUGCCAGUGUCUCCCCAGAGAGCAGCACAAGUAUAGUGUUUGCAGGUGCGCUGAUGACCAACAAGCCUGCUGCAGAAAGAGCUGAAGGCCCCGCAAUAGCACCCCUCGUGUCAACCUUGCAGAGUGAAGGCUAUAUGAGUGAACGGGAUGGAAGCCAGAAGGUCUCCCAGCCCAACACUGAAGUCCGGAAGGAAAGAAGGGAGAGAAGAGAAAAGAAGGACAGAACUACCACUAGGAAAACUUCCCGUCACCACAGGACAGGUGAAAGUCACCACAGGACAGGAGGGGACAAGUCGACCAAGAAAUCAUCCUCCCACCGUUCCUUAUCUAGCCAUGGAAAAGCAAGAGAUGACAAAAAAGAAAGAGGACAGAGCAACAAAAGGGGCAGAGGACGCAGCUCUCACAAGAGUGCCAGUCACGGCUCCACUGCAAAGGAGUCAAGGAGAGCUCACAAAUUGGGGAAGAGCAGAUCUGCAACCAGUUCAGGAACUGUAAGUAAGCAAUCCAGUAGGAUUGGCUCUUUCUUCAGGAGCUUCAGAGUCAUUCCUGGUUCAAAAGCAGUGGUCACAAAACGCGAUACAGAGGUAGACAUUGUGGCUAAGACAGUAGAGAAGUGCAACAUAGAGGCCAAAUUGGAGAAAACCCCGGAUGGCAAGGAUGUGGAGAUCUGUGGUACCAUGACAUCUGAGACGAUGGAGACAAUAAUCAUUGAAGCCAAAUCCGUUUAA
Molecule: messenger RNA, 1764 nt
Organism: Equus quagga
Lineage: Eukaryota; Metazoa; Chordata; Mammalia; Perissodactyla; Equidae
Gene: GARIN3
Product: golgi associated RAB2B interactor family member 3
Exons: 2
Coding region: 1-1764 (587 amino acids)
Cellular component (GO): nucleus
Source: RefSeq, a predicted model, not a curated record